AUGAAGCAGAGAUUCUCGUCGCUAGAUGUCAAGGUCAUUGUCCAGGAGCUGGCCGCGGAGCUCGUCAAUCUCCGCGUGUCCAAUAUCUACGACCUCUCCUCGCGCAUUUUCCUCUUCAAGCUCUCCAAGCCCGAUCACCGGCGCCAAUUGAUCGUCGACUCGGGCUUUCGCACCCACGUUACUCACUACUCCCGCACCGCCGCCUCCGCUCCCUCGCCCUUUGUGACUCGCCUGCGCAAGUAUCUCAAGUCGCGCCGGGUGACAAGUAUCACACAGAUCGGAACGGACCGUGUCAUUGAUAUCUCCUUUAGCGAUGGCACAUACCAUCUUUUCCUUGAAUUCUUCGCUGGCGGCAACAUUAUCCUCACGGACCGCGACCACACCAUCAUCGCAUUGUUCCGUCAAGUCUCAGCGGCAGAGGGCGAAGAGGCCAAGCUGGGGUUGACCUACACGACCACGAACAAGCAGAACUAUGAGGGUGUGCCAGAGAUCACCGAUGACCGAGUCAAGCAGACGAUUGAAAAAGCCCAAGCAUCAUUCGCCAAGGAAGACGGCGCUGCAAAGAAGACAAAGAAGAAGAACACGGAUGUGUUGAGAAAAGCGUUCUCCCAGGGCUUCCCUGAAUACCCGCCUUUACUUCUAGACCACGCCUUUGCAGUGAAGGGGUACGAUCCAGCCACGCCGCUGGACGAGGUUCUGGCAGAUCCAGGUGCCCUUCAGAAAGCGAAAGAAGUGCUCGAAGAAGCUCAACGAGUCUCUCGGAGUUUCGAUACGGGCGAGAGUCACCGUGGCUAUAUUGUUGCAAAGGAGGACAAACGGGCCUCUGCCGAGGGUGAGAAUGCAUCUCAGGCCGCGGGGCUUUUGUACGAGGAUUUCCACCCGUUCCGACCUCGACAGUUUGAAGGGAAACCCGGAAUUACGAUCCUGGAAUUCGACAAAUUCAACGCCACCGUGGACGAGUAUUUCUCAUCUCUGGAAUCGCAGCGUCUGGAGUCCAAGCUCACCGAGAAAGAAGAGGCGGCUAGGCGCAAACUGGAAUCCGUUCGGGAAGAGCACCGGAAACGCAUUGACGCACUCAAGACCGCACAAGAGCUCCACGUCCGAAAGGCCAAUGCGAUUCAAGAUAACAUGUACCGAGUCCAGGAAGCGAUGGAUGCAGUGAACGGUCUUGUUGCACAGGGAAUGGACUGGGGUGAGAUCGCACGGCUGAUUGAGAUGGAACAGGGUCGAGGAAAUCCCGUGGCACAAGUGAUCAAGCUUCCUCUGAAGCUCUACGAGAACACCAUCACCCUGCUACUAGCUGAGGCUGGUGACGAGGAUGAGGACGAGGAUGAAGAGGAACUCGCCUCCAGUGAUGAAUCUGAGUCCGACUCGGAGAGCGAGGCGCGGGACGAGCAGCGCCGUGCCGAUGCUUCGUCGAAACUCCUGACCAUCGAUAUUGACCUGGGACUGUCGCCGUGGGCAAAUGCUUCACAGUAUUUCGAUCAGAAGAAGCAAGCCUCUGAGAAGCAGCAACGCACGGCUCAAUCGUCGACGAAAGCGUUGAAGAGCCAUGAGAAGAAGGUGACUGCGGAUCUCAAGAAGAGUUUAAAGCAGGAGAAGCAAGUCUUGCGUCAGGCUCGCGAACCGUUUUGGUUUGAGAAAUUUGUCUUUUUUAUCUCCUCCGAAGGUUACUUGGUCAUCGGCGCCCGAGAUGCGAUGCAGAGCGAGCUACUCUAUCGCCGCUACCUGCUCAAAGGUGACAUCUUCAUCCAUGCCGACCUUGACGGCGCACUUCCCUUUGUGGUGAAAAAUCGCCCUGGAAAGUCUGAUACUCCCAUCUCUCCCAGUACGCUUUCUCAAGCCGGAAACAUGUGUGUCGCGUCAUCGACCGCAUGGGAGUCCAAGGCUGUCAUGUCCGCAUGGUGGGUGCAUGCCAACCAAGUCACCAAGACUUCACAGGCGGGAGGUGGGCUGCUCCCUACGGGCCAAUUUGAGGUCAAGGGAGAGAAGAAUUUCCUUGCUCCAUCGCAAUUGGUGUUGGGCUUUGCCGUCUUGUGGCAAAUCAGUCCGGAGAGUGUGAAAAACCACAAGCAGCUAUUCGACACGGAUGACGAAGUGACUGCAGGUCUAUUGACAGAGAACAACGACACGCUUGAGCCGAAGCGGGAGCCCACCGAAUUGCCUGAGCAAAAGACCGACGAGAACAUCGCGACAGAGCAGGUUGACCCACCUCAACACGGCGAUGAUUUGUCUGCCAAUGAAGAGGCGGGUGGGCACGAAGAGGACGAUCAAACUCCAGCGCGCAACCCUCUCCAAACCGGAGACUCUGAAAUCCGUGCUGACGCCGGUCCACAGUCGCCUGAUACCGAUGCCGAGUCUGAAUCUGAAUCUGAAUCAGAGGACCCAGAGGAGAUGGUCGAGAAUGCCGAGCAAGAUGCGGAAUCCGUCCAACCCGAUACGGCCGAGAAAGGUGCCUCAGAGCUGACGACAGCGACAGCCGAGCAAAACUCGUCACCUGACGAGCGAAAACAACUCAAUGCUCGUGAACGCCGUAACUUGCGCCAAGGAAAGCCCGUUGAACGUCUGGCGAGCGAGGAGCCCAACGCACCGCGAAUCCCACCCACCCGCGGCAAGAGAGCCAAGGAGAAGCGAGCGGCCGCCAAGUAUGCCCACCAAGACGACGAGGAGCGGGAACUCGCCCUCCGCCUCCUCGGUGCCAACAAGGGCAAAGUGGCCAAGGCUGCCCAGGCUGCGGAAGCAAAGGAGCAGCGUGAACGUGAAGCCGAAGCGCACAAAGCUCGUCGUCGUGCGCAGCAUGAACGUGCCGCAGAAGCCGAGCGCAAGCGUCAGGCCGCCUUUGAAGAAGGUGGUGACGAUUACAACGAAGAAGUUGCCGCGGCCGAGGCUGCAGCACUUCGCUGGCUCCCUGCGCUGGUGGGUAACCCAUCCCCCGACGAUGAGAUCUUGGCUGCGAUUCCCGUGUGCGCGCCAUGGGCCUCCUUGGGACGGUACAAGUACAAGGUCAAGCUCCAACCCGGUACUGUGAAGAAGGGCAAAGCAGUGAAGGAGAUUGUGGGGCGGUGGGUGUCGGAGACCACCGUUGGUAAAGUGAAGAAGGAGUACGCCGAGGACCUGGGAAUCUCGCGGGUGGAUGCGGAAAGGAUGAGAGAACGGGAGGGAGAGUUGAUCAAGGGCUGGAAGGACACCGAAAUCAUCAACACCAUGACGGUGGGCAAGGUUCGAAUCAUGACAGCCGGCAGCACCAGUGGAGGCGGCGGUGAUAAAGGGAAGAGUGGUGGGAAAGGUGGAAAGGGCGGAGGUGGCGGCGGACGAGGAGGCAGAGGAGGGAAGAGAAAGUAG
Molecule: messenger RNA, 3342 nt
Organism: Penicillium oxalicum
Lineage: Eukaryota; Fungi; Ascomycota; Eurotiomycetes; Eurotiales; Aspergillaceae
Product: putative DUF814 domain protein
Exons: 4
Coding region: 1-3342 (1113 amino acids)
Biological process (GO): rescue of stalled cytosolic ribosome; ribosome-associated ubiquitin-dependent protein catabolic process
Cellular component (GO): RQC complex
Molecular function (GO): tRNA binding; ribosomal large subunit binding
Source: RefSeq, a predicted model, not a curated record